Molecule: messenger RNA, 1620 nt
Organism: Vespa crabro (European hornet)
Lineage: Eukaryota; Metazoa; Arthropoda; Insecta; Hymenoptera; Vespidae
Exons: 2
Coding region: 599-1261 (220 amino acids)
Source: RefSeq, a predicted model, not a curated record
ACGGAGCAAUAAUACUAAAAAUGAAAGUAACUGAGUGUCGUAAGAAUACUUCGUGUCCGUUACCAACUAUUGCAGCUUCGUCAGUCAAUGAGUGAACAGCAUUACGUACGGAACAAUAAUUCAUUGAAAAUUAUUAUUUAAUUCAUAAUAAUAAAAUAAAUUUGAAUAAUUUUCGUGAUAUUAAACGUGCAGGAAUGUACUGUCGACGAAUUAAACAAAAAAUCAGUGAAAUAAAGUAAAUCGAUAUUAUUAUUAUAAAACGAUAACUCCAAACGAUCAUUUGAUAUUUUAUAAAAAUUAAAACGUUUUUAAUUAACGAAUCAAAUUGUUACUUUACAAUACAACAGGUGUGUCUAUUUCUUUUCUUUUCUUUUUUCUUUUUUUUUUCUUUUUUUUCUUUUUUUUUUUUUUUUUAUUAAUCUGCAUUAGAUACUAACUUUUCAAAACACCUUUCAAAUCAACUUUACUUUUCUUUUUUUUAUUAAAUUAGAAUCAUUUCUCAUAUAUUAAUUAUUCACGUUGCAACAUUUUUAUUAGUAUCAGAAUUUCAGAAUAGCCACGUUGAGAAUUUUAUCGAGUGAUUGCUUUUUCAAAUAAAAUGCUACUUUUUACGAUUUUCGAGUUUCUCCUUCUGUGUCUCCCUACAUCAAACUGUUAUCCCAUAGAAGAACCAACGAAAUUCCUUCUCAGCACCGAAGAAUUGAACGUAGAAAACAUUCAAAAGCCAUCGAAACUGGAGAAAGCACAAACAAUCGUAGCGAGAAACGUCAUCCCGGUUAUCGCAAUUAAAUCCGAAAUCUUAGAUCAAGGACGUAAAUCUUUGGAAUCCCUUCGAUAUCCUUCUAAUAUUUUUACCAAUUUUCCAAAAACUCAAGAAACUGUUCAUCUAGAAAACGAAUCUGAACAAUCGCUAGUAGAAAAAACGAUUUCAUUGCCGUUCAAUGAUUUACUCGUGAAUUUCUUUAUGCCGAUACCUUUAUUGGAUCGAAUAAAGGAAGAAGAAAAAUAUGGUAAUACGGGAAGUAAUUUGGCCGGUAUUGGAAAAGCUUUGAUUAAUGGCUAUGAAAAUUUCAGUAAUUUUUUGAAUUCCGUAUUUGGGGUAAGUAUCGAGCGAACAAUUAAUUUCAAUGUUUCUUCAUCGAUCAUUUUUAUCACAAUUAUGUGUUUCUUUUCUCAGUCGACGCAAAAUAUUAAGAAGAAAGUGGGAGAAAAUAUCAAUGAAGCAUUAGAUCAGAUCGGAGGAAAAUUAAUUGGACUUUAAUGAAUUAAAUGACUAUCGAACGAUUGUUAUUUCUUGUUGGGUUCAAAAAAAAAAAAAAAAAAAGAAAAAAAGAAAAAAAGACGCCAUCGAACGAGAUGUUCGUAUAAAGUUUUAUUUAAAUAAACGAUAAAAAAAAAAAAACAACAUUUUUGGCGUGACUAAAGAAAGUUUGAAGAAAGUAACGAUAAGAAGCUGGAAUAUUUUCUAAUCGUCCUUUGAGUCUUGUAGAUGACUAUUUCUCUAGAAUAUUAUCGCAAGCUCGCAUGAACGUAUAUGUUCGUACGUAUAUAUAAAAGAAAAAUUUGUGUGUAUAUAUAUAUAUAUAUAUAUAUAUAUAUAUAUAUAUAUAUAUAUAUAUA